CUCCCCACCGCCCGCGACCGUCUCGGCUCCGCCAUGCGUCCCGGGGCGCCGGGGCCACUGUGGCCGCUGUCCUGGGGUGCCCUGGCCUGGGCUGCGGGCUUCGUGGGCUCGGGGGACCCCGCGCCCGCCACGGCCGACCCGCCUGCAGGAGGUGUGUGCUGGCUCCAGCAGGGUGGGGAGGACACGUGCAGCCUGGUGCUGAGGACCGACGUGAGCCAGGCGGACUGCUGUGCCUCGGGCAGCAUCGACACCGCCUGGUCCAACCUCACCCACCCCGGGAACAAGAUCAGCCUCCUGGGCUUCCUGGGGCUGGUCCACUGCCUCCCCUGCAAAGACUCGUGCGACGGCGUGGAAUGCGGCCCGGGCAAGGCGUGCCGCAUGCUGGGGGGCCGCCCGCGCUGCGAGUGCGCGCCCGACUGCGCGGGGCUCCCGGCACGCCUGCAGGUCUGCGGCUCGGACGGCGCCACCUACCGCGACGAGUGCGAGCUGCGCGCCGCGCGCUGCCGCGGCCACCCGGACCUGCGCGUCAUGUACCGGGGCCGCUGCCGCAAGUCCUGCGCGCACGUGGUGUGCCCGCGGCCGCAGUCCUGCGUGGUGGACCAGACGGGCAGCGCGCACUGCGUGGUUUGCCGGGCGGCGCCCUGCCCCGCGCCCUCCAGCCCCGGCCAGGAGCUGUGUGGCAACGACAACGUCACCUACGUGUCCUCGUGCCACCUGCGCCAGGCCACCUGCUUUCUGGGCCGCUCCAUCGGCGUGCGCCACCCGGGCAGCUGCACAGGACCCGUAGGACCCGCAGGACCCGUAGGACCCCCAGGACCCGCACGCGAGCCUCCGGGCACCGAGUCCGAGGAGGAGCGGGAGCCGGAGCCGGAGCCAGAGCCAGAGCCGGAGGAGAACGCGGUGUGAGCCCGACUCGCUGCCUCGCGGAGUCUGUGUUCCGGGCAUGGGGACCCUGGAGGUCCCGCCGUCGCGGAAGGAUGGCGGGGACGAGGCCUGGCGCGCGGAGCACGGGCCCGGGAGACGCCGGUCCCGCCCCUCUGGGGAUGAAUCUCUUCGUGGUCGCCGCCCCGCCCGCCCGCACGGGCACCCGCGGGGACCUGGGGUCCGGAACACGAGGCGAGGAGGGGUCUAACCCAGGACGUGGGGACGAGAACAGGACGGGAUGGAGGCUCUGGCGGCCUCCCCUUUCCUCUGGACCGCCUGGGGGCGGGCGCGGGCGGCCUGGACCGGGCCACACAGCCGCCCCGCGCAGCCUCGGACUCAGCGCGGGUGUGCAGCGGGCGGGGCCAGGGCGCGGGUGCGGACAGCAGGACGUGGCGGACGUGCGUGGUCCCCGGGCUUGCUGCACAGCGCACAGGGCCCCGCGCCCCCCGCCGCUGCUCCCAGCCCCUGGGUCGCGCCCAGGCGCCGCUCAGCAUCCGCAGCCUGCGUGGGGGGCCACAGGCUCAGGCCCGAUGGAGGGGGCGGGGAACCCCGCGGGGAAGGGACCCGGUGCCCCGAGUCUGGGGCGCGGGAAGGCUGCGUCACCCUCCGCACCCCAGAAAUGCUUACCCUGGAGCGCCCGCGCCCCCCCGCAGCCGCCCCCGACCCUCGGAGCCCUGCCCUGCCGAGGCAAUAAAGACCAGAAAACCACGGCGGGGGCUCCCGGAGCGCC
This is a messenger RNA of Lepus europaeus (European hare), 1654 nucleotides long. RefSeq names its product follistatin like 3 (gene FSTL3). Gene Ontology annotation, biological process: multicellular organism development; regulation of BMP signaling pathway; negative regulation of activin receptor signaling pathway. The record is from RefSeq and is a predicted model, not a curated record. The coding region runs from base 34 to 906 and encodes 290 amino acids. Lineage: Eukaryota; Metazoa; Chordata; Mammalia; Lagomorpha; Leporidae. Gene Ontology annotation, molecular function: protein binding; activin binding. The transcript is spliced from 5 exons.